Cornus florida is the source of this 3138-nucleotide messenger RNA. RefSeq names its product pentatricopeptide repeat-containing protein At4g33170-like. The record is from RefSeq and is a predicted model, not a curated record. The transcript has 2 exons. Gene Ontology annotation, molecular function: protein binding; RNA binding. Bases 1 to 3066 code for a protein of 1021 amino acids. NCBI's taxonomy places the organism in Eukaryota, Viridiplantae, Streptophyta, Magnoliopsida, Cornales, Cornaceae. Gene Ontology annotation, biological process: RNA modification.
AUGCCACUUUCAUUGCUCUCAUUCCGAAGAAGGGAGGCGAUAGAUAUUAGGGAUUUUUGCCUUAUUUGUUUGGUAAGGUGUUUCUACAAGUUGAUUGUUAAGGUCCUUGCUUCAAGGUUACGGAAAGUUCUAGAUGGCGUCAUUUCUGAUUCUCAGAAUGCUUUUGUGGGAGGUCGUCAGAUUUUGGACUCAGUUCUUAUUGCUAGUGAGUGUGUGGAUUCCCGUUUGCAUAGUGGGGUCCCGGGAGUUUUGUGUAAGCUUGACCUGGAGAAGGCAUACGACCAUGUGAGUUGGAGUUUCCUUCUUUACCUGAUGGAAAGGAUGGGGUUUUGUGAUCGGUGGAGGAGAUGGAUUCAUUUUUGUAUAUCCAGUGUUCGUUUUUCGAUUCUUGUGAAUGGUGCUUCUACCGAUUUUUUCUCUAGCUCGAGGAGUUUGAGACAAGGGGAUCCGCUUUCCCCUUUCUUGUUCCUGUUUAUAAUGGAGGGCCUUAGUAAACUAAUGAGCAAGGCUAUUAAGUUGGGGUUUUUGAGAGGCUUUCGGGUGGGCAGGGAUACUGCUCCCCAGUUGGAGGUCUCCCAUUUGAUGUUUACCGAUGACACUUUGGUUCUAUGUGAUACAAAUGUGUCCCAGCUUCGAUAUCUGAAGUGUGUCCUGAUCUGGUUCCAAGUUGUUUUUGGCCUUAAGGUGAUAAGGGUAAAAUUGUUUUGGUGCCGGUGGGAGAGGUCCCUGAGAUUGAGUUAUUUGUUGAUAUUCUUGGUUGUCGUACUGGCUCUUUUCCCAUCUCUUACUUUAGGAUGCCUUUGGGGGGCCCUUCAAGAUGUGUUGGGGUUUGGGACCCUGUGGCGGAUAGCAACGUCCUUCAACACUCUUCUCCCUGUCCCUCUCCUUCACCGCCACCUCUCCAACGCCCUCUAUUCUCCUCUUCCUCCUAACUGUUCAUCAUCAUCCUUUUCCUCCUCGGAAUGGUUCCCUUUCCUCCGCACCGCCAUUUCCAUAAACAACUUACUCCUCGGCAAAUGCGUACACGCGCUCGUCGUAACUUGUGGGCACCCUGCAGACCGCUUCCUCACCAACAAUCUCAUCACCAUGUACUCCAAAUGCGGUUCUCUCUCCUCCGCACGCCACCUGUUCGAUAAUGCCCCUCAACGAGACCUCGUUACUUGGAAUUCUAUUCUCGCCGCCUACGCGCACGCUGCUGAUUCUGAUGACGACCAUGGCAUCCAAGAGGGUUUCUUCCUUUUCCGUCAAUUUCGAUUGUCUGCUGCUUUGGCUAGCAAACUCACCUUAGCUCCUGUUUUGAAGUUGUGUUUGAUGUCGGGAUAUAUAUGGGCCUCGGAAACAGUUCAUGGGUAUGCCAUUAAAAUUUGUUUGGAAUGGGAUGCAUUUGUUUCAGGUGCUCUUGUUAAUAUUUAUUCUAAAUUCGGAAGAGUAAGGGAUGCCCGGGUUUUGGUUAAUGACAUGCCUAAAACUGAAAAGGAUAUUGUGUUAUGGAAUGUGAUGCUCAAGACAUGCGGCCAAAUGGGCCUCAAGAAAGAUGUUUUUCUUCUCUUCGCCGAGCUUCAUCGGAGUGAAUUGCGUCCGGAUGAUGUCAGUGUUCGUUGUGUUCUUGGCGGGCUUUCUGAGGUCGAAUUUGAUGAAGGCAAUAAGUAUGCACAGCAAGUUCAAGCAUAUGCAACGAAAUCGUUUUUGCAGGAUGAUACUUCAGAUGUAAUCUCAUGGAAUAAAUACUUGCCUCAGUAUCACCAAGCUAGUGAAAAUUUAUCCACUGUCGAAUGCUUUAGGAAUAUGCACAGAUCAAAUGUAGGUUUUGAUAGUGUGACAUUUGUUGUUGCUCUUGCUGCUGUAAUAGGGAUAAAUGAUUCGGGGUUGGGACGACAAAUUCUUGGCAUGGCUGUGAAGUUUGGUUUUGAUUUGGAUGUCACUGUUGCAAACAAUCUCAUUAACAUGUAUUCAAAGACAGGGUACUUAAGUUUUCCUCAAAAGGUUUUCACCACCAUGGAGGAACUGAAUUUAGUUUCGUGGAAUUCAAUGGUAUCAAGUUGUGUGCAGAGUGGUUUGGAGGAGGAAGCAAUGACUCUUUUUAGGGAUACGGUUAAUGAUGGCUUAAAACCAGAUCAUUUUACAUUGGCGAGUGUCCUGAGGGCUUGCUCUUCACUUACUGCAGGAUUGUGUCUGAGUGAACAAGUUCAUGUUCUUGCACUAAAAACUGCAAUCAUCAGUGAUACUUUCGUAUCAACAGCACUUAUUGAUGUUUAUUCUAGGAACAGAAGAAUGGAAAGUGCAGAAUUACUAUUUCAAAAUAAAGAUGAAUUUGAUUCGGCAACUUGGAACGCCAUGAUGCAUGGGUAUAUAAUUUGCAACAAUGGGCAUAAAGCCUUAGAGCUCUUUGCUAUGAUGCACAAAAGUGGAGAAAGGUCAGAUGAGAUCACACUUGCAACUGUGGCUAAAGCCUGUGGUUGUUUGGUAUGGCUGGAACAAGGAAGGCAAAUUCAUGAUUAUGUAAUUAAAGUCGGGGUUGACUCAGAUUUAUGCGUUAGUGGUGGUAUUCUCGAUAUGUAUAUUAAAUGUGGAGACAUGGUGGAUGCAUACAGAGUCUUCCAAGGGAUUCCUGCACCCGAUGAUAUUGCAUGGACAACUAUAAUCUCCAGGUGUGUAGAAAAUGGAGAUGAGGACUGUGCUUUUUCAAUGUACCGUCAGAUGAGGCAAUCUGGUGUAGCACCUGAUGAGUAUACCUUCGCUACCCUCAUCAAAGCGAGCUCAUACUUGACUGCACUGGAACAAGGAAGACAAAUUCAUGCAAACUUGAUCAAGUCAGAUUGUGCUUCCGACCCUUUCGUUGGGACCUCGCUUAUAGACAUGUAUGCCAAGUGUGGGAAGAUAGAAGAUUCAUAUUGCUUAUUUAAAAGUACAGAUGUUCGAAACAUUGCCCUGUGGAAUGCCAUGUUGGUCGGUUUAGCUCAGCACGGUCAUGGUAGAGAAGCUCUCAACCUUUUCAAAGAUAUGAAACUGUUGGGAAAUGUGCUAGUUUUAAAAACUUUUCGAAAGAUUUUCAUUCAUAGAUCUUGAUUUAUCACAUAGAGACAAGUUUUAUACAAAAAUAAAAUAUGAUGUAUCAUUCAAUUAAACAUAUUGAAUACU